AUGAUGGGAUUCUUCUCGAGUCGAAAGAGCACGGAACAUUCGCCGGUCAGGUCGCGGCAUGAAAAGGAGAAGAGUCGGGAUGCGAUUACUACGUCGCCGGUGGCAGUCAUAAAGUCGAAAUGGUACAACAAAUCGAAAUCAAAGCCAGCACCUGACGUUCCCAAAGAGGAUCCGGAUGCCGAGGUUACCGUCCGCGUCGACCAUUUACGCCGAUCUGCGACCGCUCCCGCCGAGUCCGAGUCGCACCGUUCGACAGUGGUGGAUGGUGUAACAAAAACUAUGGCCGAGCGAUUGAACGAGUUGAUGAGGUCCCAUGCCGAGGGGAUGAUCGACGAUGAGACCUAUCGAGACCUGCGGGCUAGUUUGUUUGAACGCUUUCAGGCCGCCUCUCACCCACCCGCGAGACACACCAUGUUCGAAUAG
Messenger RNA from Rhizoctonia solani, 423 nucleotides. RefSeq lists its product as uncharacterized. The record is from RefSeq and is a predicted model, not a curated record. The transcript has 4 exons. NCBI's taxonomy places the organism in Eukaryota, Fungi, Basidiomycota, Agaricomycetes, Cantharellales, Ceratobasidiaceae. Bases 1 to 423 code for a protein of 140 amino acids.